AAAAAAUUUUGAAGAUGUUUUGUUUAAUUGAAUAAGUGUCUAGUGGAGUGAUAGCUUUGAAGGUGCAUAACUUUAUAUUUGUAUAAAACUACUGUUUAUAAAGCACUCUGACACCCAUCCUCUCUUUUGAUCCUCACGACCAGCCCAUUGUGUGCGAUGUCCUUUUAUAGGUGAUGAAACGGGACUUCAGGUUAUUGAGCGACCUGCCCAAGGAAACACAGAUCACAGUAGGACCCAUCAGGUUGCAUGACUGAUUCUGGAGGAAAUACUCUCUCUAAAUGUCCUUUCCUUUCUUAAGAACUGUGAAUUUGCUAAGUCAUUGAUUUGUUAAGUGCUUGACUCCCAUUUUAUUUAUACUCAUCUGGUGGGGAAGGUUGGUGCUGCAUAAGCACAUGUUUGCACUUCACCUGAAAGGGCUGACGUCAGUCUUCAGGGCUGAGAGUCCGGUGGGAGACACACUGGUCCCGUUCUUGAGUUGACUGUUGUUACAUGAGGCUGCAGUCCUAAACCAAACAUGAAUUGAAUUCUUCAGUAUGCGUGUGGCAGGGCCUACUGUCUGUCCCCUGACGCUCGUUUUUCCUUCUACUCAUUUCCCACUUCCUGGCCAGGACAUGGCAGCAGAGAUGGUUUUCCCAGAUUUCCUUGCUGCACCUUGGAUACACUUCCGGGAUGUAGUCUUGGAAGGAUGACCUGCCUGUCCCCUCCCCUUCCCACCCUUGUGGGUGGACAUGUAGGCCGAAUGGAUGGCACUUGAACACGUCUUGGACGAUGGGGCGGAAGCCUUGUUUGUGAACAGCAGAGAGAGAGGGUAGAGGUUGAUUCCCUCUGGUGGGGAGAGCUGUCCUGAGCCACCCGUCUGAAGUUUUAAGUGAGACACAAAGUUGUGUCUUGUUUAUCGCUACAGCCCAGCUGAAUUCUUAGCACUGCAGUAUGUCUUUCGCAUCCCCCGUAGUUCUGUCCAUUAGCUUAGUACUUGAGAUGUCGUAGUUUGCAGGUAGGUAUUUGGUCUUUUCUCUGGGUGGUAAUUGAGCUAACAUUACAGGUGCUAACAGGUCCAGCUCUUCCAGGCGCUGUCGCUGCGUAAAAACUCCCCCCAGAACGUCGCAGUGUCACCGCCGUGUUAAUCGUGCUUCCGUGAGCCGCGGGUCGGGAGUCUGGGUGCAGCCCAGCGGGGACAGCUGUUCUGCGCUGCACGGUGUGGUCAUCCGUGGAGAGGUCUGAAGGCUGGGUCUGCGCGCUGGCUGGGAGGCAGGAAACAUCUGGGGUGCCUUCACGGGUCUGGAGGUUGGUGCUGGCUGUCAGCUGGACCUCAGCCAGCUUGCUGGUUGGAAGCCCUGCAUUUGUGACCUCUGGGUCAUCUCUCCUUAAAGGCUCCCCUGGGCUUUCUCACAACUUGGCAGCUGGGGUCCAAAACAGGCUUCCCUGGGGAGCCAGAGAAGUGUGUGGUGUUUUUAUGACCAGCCUUGAGAUUCACGUAAGGUCACUUCUGCCAUACCGGGUUGGUUGAAGCAGUCACUGAGGUCCCUCUGAGUUCAAGGGGAGGGGAUACAGAGGCCACAGCUUGAUAGGAGGGUCCAGAUUACACUGUGACAAGAGCAGUGGGAAGGGAGGUGCUGCUGCAGCCCUCUUGGGUCAGUAAAACCUGCCACACCUACGUCAGUUGUUUGAUCAAGACUGAAUACCUGCUUGGAAGGGGCUGGGGGAGCAGGUGUUGUUGUCCCUGUAUCUUCCGUCUGGGCCAGCCUUGGGGACGGGUGGAUUGUCUGCAGUUAAAGUUACAGCAGCAUGGUGUCUGCAGCCCCAGGGCUCCUGAUCUUUGACCCGCAGCUCUGGGGUACACGGGUGGGGGCCCUGUGUCGAGGGGGUGGCACGUUAAGUCCACACUGUGUAGGUACUGUGAUGCUUUAACUGUAAAACUCUUCAGGGCUCAUCCGGAGCUCUUUUAUGUACAUGCAACCUCAUUUGAUUCUCCCCCACGACCUCAUCUGGGAGGAAAGGCCGCGAACAACCCCAUGUUACAGAUGCGGAGCUAAGACUGGGAUAGUCGUUGACGGGAGGGUGCAUGUAGCAGUGGCGGUGAUGCGUGCCUGGUACCCUGCUUGUUCUACGCGGCCCACCAGCUCCCACGUGAUCCCGUGCGGCCAGUGUGAUGUGACGGAGGUGACCUGUGUCACUUCUGGGCGAGGAAACUGACGUGAGGUUCUCUGAUCUUCUCCCCUUCUGUGGCAGCCAGCGGUGCUCUAGACGAUGCCUCAGCCAGCAGGGCCCCUGGGUAGCUUGUAGUGCAGAAUCCCCCACCUGCUCCUGUGGGACACUCCAUGUAAGUGAGAGAAAUAAAAUUUUGGUGUGUGAAGCCACUUGAUUCCUAGUUAAUUUGUUUCCGUAAUGUAACAAUGUAAUAGCCUAUUGUGAGGAAUAUGGGUGCACAACCGACAAGUAAUACUCAGAAGAAGUUUUACAUGGUAAUAUGGUAAUUUCUCCACUGCUCUGUGCUAUUUCCUUUUACAGGGAAAGAGACUGGAUUCUUGUCCCUUAGUGCAGAGUCUCUGGUUCUGAUCAGACCAGACGGGUGAAGUUGGCCAGGUGAAAAUUGGAGAGUCCGCCUCCAUCUAAGGGGACCAGAAGGUUCUCAUUUCCAGCCGUUUGUUGCCACUCAGGAAUGUAUUUCAAAAGGAGUGGAAAAUCUGGAUGUUUAUAUGAAACCUGGUAUUUUAAUGCUUGUAAAUUUUAAAAGGAAAAAAGAAAACAUGUGAAACCAAACCGGGCGUGCUUGCAGGUCAGGUUCAGCCGCGCUAACUCCCGCGUAGUGCGGCGAUGCUUACACCAGUGGAGCUCUCCUGUCUCGUGUCAGAGCUGAGUGUCUGUAGUGAGCAAACCAGGGCUGCCCUAGAGGAAGCGGGCUUGGAGGUCCUGGAGUCGCCCACUCAGCCCUAACUACCAGUUUCCAAGGAGCUCCCUGAGCCCCUGUCUGCAAACCACGGCUAGGAAGGUGAAACCGAAGUCUGCUGCUUUCCAGGAGCACGUUCUCAAAUAGUGUGUCAAAUACAUUUUUAAAUUGAAAAUAAAGUUGAAAAAGUAAUUCUUGUGAAAAGCAGGAAGCAAUUCCUUAAAAGAUUUAUGAUGUUGUCUUUCUGAAAAGAAAGGAGCAAGCAUUUGAUUUCUUGAAGAAGUUAAAUUUAGUGCCAAGAAAAAGUGUAAUCCCGUCUAUAACUUUUCUCCACUAUGAUGACCAUGAUAGUAAUCAAAGCGCUCAAGGUCAGAAAACCAAGUAGUGCCGAAAGGCCACAAAGAAAUCACGUCCGACCUCACUCUGCUCUGCUCCCCAGAAGCAGACCUCCUCGACUGCUGUGGUUUUUGUAUUUUGAGGUAUUUGCCCUCACCCUCGAUGACAUGUGUACUGUGCUCGCAGUGCUGCUUGACUCAGCCACUUUUGACACAGCUGUUGGCUUCUUGCCAUGAAAAGUGAAGGUUUAACUCAAGCCCCUCCCCCUCAUAUAAUUUGAACACUGGUCCCGUUGGUGCUAACAUUAAAGCUUUAACAUAAACCUCCCUUUCUUACGCCUUCAGGUAUCUGAUGUUAAACUGUUAACUUUCUCUGUUAGCCAUUGGUUUACCUGCAGGUAACAGAAAACCCCACAAAUAAUGGCUGAAACAAAGGGAGUGUGUGUUUUUUCUGCAAAGGAGGUGUGAAAGUGGGCCCUUGCUGAUGUUGGUCAGUUACUGGGUUCCGCAGAAAGCUGGUUUUGUCCCCAUGAUCGUUGCCUCAGGGUCACAAGAUGACUGUCACAGCUGAAGAUGACUCAUCUGUUUUUAAGCAAGGGAGGAGGAUGGACGUUCCGGUGGAGUCUGUCCCCUUUUAUCAGAAAAGCAAUAGUUUUCUCAGAAAUCACAGUAGACUUUCAUUUUUGCUGACAUCUCAUUGACCAAAAUUGGGUCACCCAGGGGUAAGGAAGUCUGGGGAAGCAGAUAGUUGUUGAAAUCCAACAAUGCCGUGGACCAGUCUUCGCGGUGUCUCAACCUUCGAUGUGAAGAACUCUGUAAUGAUGGGGAGGACUGAUGCAAGAAAGAUGAAGACAGAUGAAGAACUCACAGAAAACAGCGGGCUUCCCCUGAACCUGCUGGAGAGACACGAGCCCUGGCCGGCCUCCGUCACGUACAUCUCCCCGAUGGUGAAGGAGCUCAUGGAGAAGAGCCAGGCGAGAGAGCUGGAGUGCGCGCAAGCCGCGGAGGAGGGCCGUCGGGCGGGCAGGCAGAGCAAGCCUUCCAGCGUCGUCCAGCUCAGAAGGAAAAAGGCAUCCAAGGUCUCCAGCAACAUGAUGUUCAAGGACCUGAGAUUAGAGACCGCGGUGUCUGUGUGGGGGCCUUUCUCUGUGUCGGCCGCCGGCCCCCCUGUGAUGCCAGAGCCCAUCCACUUUCACAUGGGUUCCCGAGGGAGCCCCACCGCCAACUAUAACAAGAUCAUCUUCUCCCGAAAACCCACCACGAGGAGGCUUCCGUACAGCUCGCUUCUGGCCAGCAGGGAGACGCAGUCCAGCGUUUAAGGGCGAGUCCCGCAGCCAGCCCCCAAGACUGCACCGCAAUUAAGCUCCCUUUGCUGCAAAUUCCACUAUGGCCUUUACGUUUGAACUGGCCCCUGCCUAUGCAGAGGUUGGCUGAGAUAAAGCAGGUUGAAUGUGGGCCGUGGGUGGGUGCACCCCCUCCUGGCAGCGUAGGCAGACGGGGGCGGGAAGCCCCGGCUCUAGUCCCCUCCCCCUCCUUUGAUGCUCAGGGCCCAGCGUGGGUGAGUUCAUCCCAGACCAGGCAGGAGAUGAAAGUCACACCGGGUGUUUGACCAGAGAUGCUUUAGUAGAAAGCAUGACUCACCAGAUGACUGGAGAGGCAGGGAGGGAGCAGAGGUACGGACGGAGGUGACACCUGUAGGAAGCAAGCUGGGGGCACGUAGGACUCAAGUGUUUCUGGAAGGAAUUAGCAUGGCCUGUGGGGAGGAAAGGAUCCUGGGGGAAGCAGAAAGGGGCAGGAACCAGCAGGAAGCAAACCAGAAGCGAGUUCCCUCUUCUGCCUCCCGCCUCCCAGCUGCCUCCGGGCCCCUGAGGGCAGAGCCUAGCGGGCAGGGAUGCAGGAAGGCGAUCUGAGAAGCCCAAACCCUGCAUCUCAAAGCAGAGUGCUCGAGGAUGGACCCCAAGCCAAGGGGAAGACGAGCUCAGGGCCCUGCCCAGUGGGGUUCUGGGGGGCCUCACCUUGCUGCUGCACUUGGUGCCUGAACCUGGCGUGGGAACGUCUCCUUCCUUGAGGGCUUACAGAGUGGCAGUGGGGGGCCCAGGGGGCCCUGCUGAGAAACGGAGGACUUUCUCCCUGUGCUUGUUUAAGUCUUGCCUGUGGAGCAGACUUGGCAGUGGAGAAGGCCCCGGCCGGACCCCAGCUGUGGCUUGUCGGACACAGCUGGAACUGGUCCACCCAUCCUCCGAGCUGCUCUCGACUGGCUCUGCUCCAUCUGGAAGCAGGCAGGGUUUGUCUGUAGACGCGAGGGGGUCCGGUUAGGACAGGCAGGCCCGCCCGCUCUCAGAUUUGGGGUUUGUCUGGAGAGCGUGGCCUCACUGGUAGCUUCUCUCUUCUGGACCCCACCUGAUGUGGACCCUGCCACAUGUGCUUACGUUUGGGAUGCAGUUAACGCUCGCUCAUCCUGCUUGCCUUGCAGAGGUGUAGAGGAUGCAGGGAGCCAGUGACUGGAAGUGACGCUUGGGAGGCUGGAUUCGCCCUACAAAUGCAUUCUUGCCACCCAACAGCCUCGUGGAGACGUCUGGGCUCCACUCUGGCGGCUGUGAGCUGUGUAGGGACAGCUGCACAUAUCAGGGGCUCCGGACCAGUCCUGGGUUCACAGCUCUUGGCCAGAAUGCAUUCCUGCAAAAAGGAUCGGUGAUUUCCAGUGACUCUGAGGGACUGUGUUUUGUGUCCGUGGAACAGUCAGAGAUGUGGAGGCCGGUGAUCAGUUCUCAACAGGAAUCUGAAGGUUUUAUCUCUUCCCUCCUUUUAUGGAAGCUCAUGGCCAGAGCACAUUUGAGGAGCUAUGGGUUGUGUUAGAGUUUACAGGGACUUGGAGUCGUCUCGUGCGAUUCCUUUGAGGGCAGAGCAGUGGUACAGAUUUGUUGCUUUUUGAGUUUCUAGGUGUUUGGUAGUUUUCACAGCAGUAUACACUCCCUGAAUUAAAAUGGUCAUCGUACAGGUAGCAUUGCUUAAUUUAAUUCUCAGCCUAUUAGAACCGCGCGAACGGGACCCGAGGACCUCAGCACCCGGUGCUGAGGUGCUUGUGCCUGGGGCCCAGACGCAGUGCCUCCCGGCGCCUUUUUAAAGAAGAAAAGGUCUUAAUUCCUUUGCGAUGGGGGCCUCUGUUCAAGCCCAAAGUGGGUUUGCAGGUCUGGCCACCACAAGGACCUCGUCAGCCCUGACAGUGUUUGCGUGGGGACCGAGGAGGCUGCCGGCAGCGAGUUCUCCCCGGGAAGCAGCCACCAGCUGGACCCGCGGUGAAGCCUCUGUCACGGGAAGGAGGUGUCCCUCAGUAACCGCACGGGCUGUUGCUUAGACCUGAGAGCGUGGAGGUGGGGGCCCAGGAGCCAAAGUCUAAGAGGAGUCUUUUGCUAAAAUCCUGCAACAGUCCUGGAGCAUCACCAAAACCGUAGGGGAGAGACAGCUUCUCCACCUCACCAGGCGCCAGCGGGCGGGGUCCCACUGCCCUGGGCGCAGCAGCGGGUCUGGUAGAGCCCAGCCUUGUUCAUGAGAAGCUGGGAGACCUUCCUGGGCUCCCAGAGCGGGCCUGGGGCUCUUCCAGGGCCUGCAGUCGGUGCGAGCAUGGGGGCCCGGAGCAGUGGAAUGCGGAUUCCUCAGGAACUUAAGCUCAGCUGCCUUCCACGUGGGGGCCGGGGAGGCUCAGGUUACUCCGGACACGUUGCACUUGGUCUCUGAGAGGGACGGCCUCGCCCUGAUGGGCCGAGGCCCACGCCCGCCCCUCUGAUUUAUCCCCGCCGCAUCUGGGAUUUUCUGCUUGGCAGGAGCGUUGUUUCACUCAGUCUCCCUGCUCUUGUUGGUUUAUGGAACAUCAGAGCUUGUAUUUUGUCAGCCCUUCUGUGUUGCUCUGUAACUCAGGCCCCGUCUGACACCUGUGGGGAGCUGUGGAUUGGAUAAGUCCUCUGGCCCCCGUGCACAGAGGACUUUACCCCUCGGCAGUUCCCACCGUUGGUGUUUAGACAGUGGGCGCGGCCAGCUGGGGCCGUCAGGGCACCAGCAGCUCCCCGUUUGCUAGGCCCCCGCCAUGGCCUGGGGCCUGCCUUGUGGGACAUUAGGCUGCUGGACAGAUGAGAGGCUGCAGGAAGGUCCUCGGGGACCGGACUGCAUAAACAAAGAUUCCAGGGCUGGUGUGUGAGGGCCAGACGCUCGAGGGUGGCCCGGGAGCCCUCCGACUGGAGGCCAGGGUGGGGCCGAAGCCGGGGGCCUGUGGGAGCCCGGACCUGAUUGAUGGCGCUUGUGAUCGGCGCGGCGUAACCAGUGAACCCUGCUGGCCUGGCGUCCUUACACAGGGCACGGGGGUCUCAUUGCCUCCUUAGUCUUUUUUUGGGUCAGGGAUGAAAAAUGGGCACCCCGAGGCCGGGAUUUUGAAGCUGGGCUUCAAUGGGGGCCCUGGGAAGUGGCAGGGGAUACAGCACAGGAGUCCCAACCAGGGACCAGCCCCGUGUCCCUGGGGACCGAAAACCAAGGGCAGGAAGCCUGGCCCUGCAGCCUCGCUGUGUGUCAGCCGAGGCAGUAUGAAGAUGGUCCCUGCCUGGACCUGCAGCUCUCUGUUCAGCGUUAGCCCAGUCAUUCAUUCCUAGAAGCUUCUUGGAGCGACGGGCGUGCUUUCAGAGCCCACCUUUACGGGUGCCACGUAGGGCAGAAGGAGAGGUGAGGGAGGGAUGGGAGCUGGGGCCUGGGGUUUACUGCGAUGUGAUGUUGUCAGAGCCCAGAGCCAGGCGCAGGCCUGGGUGUCUGUCAAAAAAUCCAGAAACCCUCCCUCUUUCCCCUUCCUCCCCUCCUCCACCUCUUACCAGGGACCCAAAGCCUCAACCAGCUACGUAGGUCCUUGGACAUCACACUGCGGGUCCUAAACCAGUAGUGCACGGCGGGGCAAGGCCUGUUCCUGGCAGUGAGUGUGCACACGGAAUCCUCUGGGUGCGGGGCAGGCCAGGCCAGCAGGGGGUGCAGGAGCACCCCAGUUUUAGGUGGGCCCUACUGCCACGCCCUUUUGUGUGCCUUGAUCCCGACCAAGAUCUGAUCUGCACAUGGGACGGGGCAGGAUAAAUAAUGUCACGAAAAGGACAUGGGACUUGGUGUCAAGACCCCCAUACCUUCCCCCAGGCUCUCUCCUCCAGGGAAAAUAAAAACUAGCCCCUCACCCCGAGGCCUUUCUAGGAAGCUUCUGUGGCUGGGGGCCCAGCCAGGCUGGUGGUUUCAACUCACUUCCUCCCAGACUCAGUUGUGCAGCCACCCAGAAUCUCCUAUUAUUUUGGGUGGACAAGGCAUGUGCUUGCUCCAGGCAAGCGCGGACCGUUUGUGUGGUGCCUGUCUGCCAGUGGGAGGAUUCUGCGUGGAGAGGAAGCUACAGUGGGAAGGAGGCUCGCCCAGCACGCCCGGCCCUCUGCGCGCGUGUGACUGCAGACGGUGGACCUCGCUUUCCUGGCUGACCCUGGGGCGAGCCAGCCCCUCUGGGACUGGAGCGCAGGCCCUCAGCUCCAAGACCAGGCUGUCUCUUCUUUACCCAGGCCCACCCCUCUGCUCCCACCCUUUCCCCCUCCCCCACUCCUCGCCCUCCUCCUCUCCUCCCCCUCCUCCCCCUCCUGCUCCCUUUCCUCCUCCUCCCCACUCUCUCAGUUUCAUCAGUGGCCGUCCUGCCGUGUAUCCUCAGGAGGGCAGACGUGUUCUGUCACAGGUUCAGCAAAGGCGCCUUCUGUUGCGAAGUGGCUCUACUAGAAGCCUGUCCUCCAUGGCCCACUCGCCCAGAGCCAACUCACCGUCCGCCGCUGGACCGGCAGCGCCAGGAAGGAGGCUCUGAAAGUGCCCUGCCGCCCGGCCAAGGUCAGUGGCGUUCACGGCUGUCUCCCCAGAGCCCAGCCGGUGGCCCUGCUCACAGCUGGUGCUCAGCGGCUUCCCGAGCAGGUGGUUUUACACCAGCAAGUCGCAACCCCACAAACAAAACGCCCUGGGAAGCGGUGGUUUCUUUUAGGAUGUCCAGCGGCUGGGAAAACCACUUGACCAGGUUUUGUAGCCAGCCUGAGCCGUGGAGUGCGGGCAGCUUGGCUCCAAAGUUCCUUCUAGGAUGAGAGUAUGACUCCAGCGACCGACAGUGGGCCCCUUCGACGCCCCUUCCUUGUGGGGGUCGGAGGGUGGAAGGGACAGGGUGUCAAGCCUUAACCCUUAACGUCCAGUUGUUCUGUUCUUUUCAGGGACCAAUUCAAGCCGCUCUGACGGAAUUCCAAGCUAAUUACACCUCUUUCCUCCAGCCUUGAUCAGAAGGGACGUAAUUUCCCAGACCUAAGAUGGUCUCUCCUCCCGUGUUUGCAGCCUCACCGAUGGGCACCCGACGGACUUGCCCUGGGGGCUUGCCGGCGCAGGUGCUGUGCUGGGGGCCUGGCCGUGGCCGUGGGAGACACUCAGGGUACGUCUGGCGGGGCCGAUGUCGAACAGUCACGUUAUCCAAUCACAGUUGUGAGUGACGUGACGCAGAAGCAGAGGCUUCCUCGAGUGAGAGCCUCCUUGCUGUGAGCUCCUGACGGGUUCUCCCCAGGCGCACGAGCAAGGGUCAGAGAAGGAGGCAGGGUCAGUACCAGGACAGCUGCUCAUAAAAAGGAGUGAGGUCAUGGUGACUUUGGGCCAAACUGACAUUUACUGGCUGGGCGAGCUCCGUGCGCGCUGCGAGCGGCCUGCCAUCCUCGCCUGCCCGCCUUUCCUGUUUGUUUCUGUAGCGCCGUGGAGCCGUGCCCGGUCGGGGAGCUUCGGGACACGGCCGCCCCCUCCCACGCCUCUCAGCCACACACAGGCAGCGGCCACCUCUGCACGCUGCUCGUCCCGGGACACUCUCCUCCUGCCUGUCUGGAGGGCUGGGCCGGGCAGCUUCAGAGGAGGCUUCCAGCCACUAUAUUGUCCCCACGAGACCUCGGGCAGGGGCCCAGGUCCAAGCCUUCUUCCUGGGGCCCUGGCCCGUGAGCCUCCCCCCAACUUCCCCAGGUCUCAGAGCAAAAGGACCAGUUCCGUCCUUCUGCGUCAUCUCUGCAGACCGCCCUGCGUUCCACCAGCUCGUCCGGGUUCUUGCCUUCCCCUCAUAGACCGGGGCAGAGGGUGCCUUUCAGCCCAGGGAGAAGGCACCUCGUGUUUCACGGUCCCCCUGCUCUAGCCCCUUCCCCGCUUCCUCGUGUCGCAGGGCCCCUCCCCCUCUCCCCUGCUCCCCACC
Vicugna pacos (alpaca) is the source of this 10471-nucleotide messenger RNA. The record is from RefSeq and is a predicted model, not a curated record. Lineage: Eukaryota; Metazoa; Chordata; Mammalia; Artiodactyla; Camelidae.